Molecule: messenger RNA, 840 nt
Organism: Fusarium pseudograminearum CS3096
Lineage: Eukaryota; Fungi; Ascomycota; Sordariomycetes; Hypocreales; Nectriaceae
Exons: 10
Coding region: 1-840 (279 amino acids)
Source: RefSeq, a predicted model, not a curated record
AUGACCGACGCAAACACCAACGACAUCCAGAUCGAGACAAGAGUCUGGGUGCGAUCGAAUAGGAUAAUCGGCAGCGUAGCAGCAGCUUUCGGCGGUGCGCCGAGCAAUGUUGUAAUGCGGACUCUUGUUUCGCAAGUCAUCGGUAUUGCCAUCCGACAUCAGCUGUCGGGCUGUCUGCUCGGGAGACCACGGGAUCGGAGUGGCCCUAUGUUCCUUUGGAAGUUUCUCCAGGUGCCGGACGCUCUAGAGACAGCAGCGGCUCUAGAGGAAAAGGUAUAUGAAAAUCCGACUCUUGCCCUCUCCAAUCUGCCUAAUGAUGCGGCGCUACAAGCCUUAGGCAGGAAGGAUCUGACUUGCGGCAACAGGCAGACACACCAACAAACAAGUCUCGAUCGCUAUGGUAGUGACCUCAACCGCGGCCGCGGCCUCUUUUUGUCCAAGGUCCACGGCUAUGCAAGAUACUCCAUCCACCAUUGCGACUAUCCUGCAGUCAUUAAGAAGGAUGGCCACGAGGUUGACGGGAAAAAGCUGGACGACUUUGAGGGUGAGGCCUAUACACCUACGGCUGCCCUCGCGACACUCGAUGACGGGACCACCAUUGAAGCAGAUAUCUAUCUCUGGGACGGUGAUACAGAGUCCCUGUAUACGGAGCCGGGCUGGGAUCUGGACACUUUUGUGAAAGAAAGACUGGAGGAUUGGCUGGACCUCUUUGAAGGCCUCCGAACGGUACGGCUGGUCUUUACCUCUACAGCAUGGUAUGAACAGCAAACGUCUGCCGCUAUUACCUCAAACAAUGUUCAGGAGACCUAUUGCCAGAGCAAGCAAGUCAAACGGGAAUAA